This is a messenger RNA of Heterobasidion irregulare TC 32-1, 3656 nucleotides long. RefSeq lists its product as uncharacterized. Bases 21 to 1724 code for a protein of 567 amino acids. Lineage: Eukaryota; Fungi; Basidiomycota; Agaricomycetes; Russulales; Bondarzewiaceae. The transcript has 19 exons. The record is from RefSeq and is a predicted model, not a curated record.
GCCUUCUCACCUUUCACAUCAUGUCUGAAACACAAUCGUCUGCAACAGCACAUGAGCAGCGAUGGGGAAGAGUCCUGAUUGCUGGGGGCACAGAUUGGCCAAAGCUCGGUCGCAAGGAUAAGGGAGGCAAGGUGGAGGGAGCGAUCCCAGACCACCCAGAUCUCCUCGAGCCGCACAUCCUGCGCUCCCUGAACAACGUCAAAAUCGUAUCGAUACACACCUCUUGCGUAGCAAGCCAUUGCAUCGCACUCGACGUCCAUGGCGCUGCAUGGCUUUUUGGACGGAACCAGCUUUCCGCACUCGGCGUGUCUGGCGUCGAUUUUGUAUCGGAAAACGCCCCGCUGAGAAUCAGGCCCGUCGAUCUCGGCGCUGCAGCCGGGACGAGGUUCGUAUUCGCCGCAUUGGGAAAAAACCACUCUAUCCUCGUAGGCAGUGACGGUCGAGUGUGGACUGCUGGCGCCAAUAAUCUGGGCCAGUGUGGGCAUUCUACGUGCCCUGAAGUUUCUUCGUUCAGGCUCAUGGAUGGCCCAUAUCAUAUUGCAACAAAGGAGCAGGAGCACGUCGUUAAAGCAGCCGCGGGCAUCACUUUUUCCUUGUUCUUGACCAAGAGUGGGCGGCUAUAUUCUGUUGGGAGUGGAGAAAAGGGGCAGCUAGGGAACGGCAGGACCGGUGAACAUAUCGUCACCGGCAACAAAUCGGCAUACGACAUUGAGACCGAACCCAUCCUGGUUAAGGGUCUGCAAGACAAGAAGAUCACGCAGAUUGCCUGUGGCCACAAUCACAGCAUCGCGCUCGACGAAGAUGGCGUGGUGUACGUAUGGGGGUAUAACGGGUACUGUCGCCUAGGCCUAGGAAAUCAGCAAGACGUCUUGACGCCCAAGGUCGUCCCUCAGUUUGCUGGGCCACAAAAGCAACUCAUGGGCGCGCAGGUGGUUGCGGGCCCUUCGAACUCUGUCGUCGUCGAUAGGCAGGGUAUGUACUGGAUGGCGGGUAAAUGGAAAAACACUGGUGACGGUUCUGGGGGCCAGCCAUACUCCCAGUUCCGCUUCAUGCAAGACAUCAUGGCUUGUAAAAUCAAGCAUACUGCGUGCGGCGGCGUCACUCACUUCGCGCUUGCGCCUGAUGAGGACGAAGGCGGCAUCAUGACGAUCGCGUGGGGCCAAAAUGCCGCGAAUGGCGAGCUCGGCAUGGGCCCGAACGAGCCCAAGAGCGCCACAAAGCCUGGGAGAAACCAGCCUCUGAUCGGCAUUGACGUUUUUGACAUCGCCGCGGGGCAAAAUACGACGUACUUCCUCGCGACGCCGAGCGACAAGCUCUCCGACCUGCCCCGGCACCCUGCUGAUCUGGAAGCGCCCGAGGUCUGCCUCGUAUGCCACAAAGACAGCGGCGAUCCGCUCGCGUGCGACAAGUGCGAUGCACCGUACCACCCUGGCUGCCUUGACCCUCCCCUUGCUGCGGUCCCCGACGGGGAGUGGUUCUGCCCCGAUUGUACACAGCAUCCGGGCGGGCCGAUUGGCGACGCGCCUCCGCCGCCUCCUCUGCCACGAUCUACCGCGGUGGCGGGGGUGCGCGCGAAGAAGGCACGUUCACCGUCGGAUGUGGACAGCGACGAGGAUGAUGACGCGGACGGAGAAGACGACGACGAUGAAAAUGACGCACCGAAGUCGGGCAGGAAGCGCAAGGCGCCCUUCAAGAAAGCAACUGUCUCGAAGCGCAAGAAGUAGUUGCACAGACCUUUCGCUUCCAUUCAGUUCCCAUAUAUGCACACCCCCACUCAUCGGUCCUUGCGAAUGCUCACGCUUGUUUCUCCUGUCGCACACACACACACGUACAUUCUGUCCGCCAAAGGAUACCCGGACGAGGAUCCCGUCGAUAAUUACUCUGGUCACCUAAUGUAUAUAUACGUAUGCUGAAUGCUGGUAUGAUCGACGUUCGCGCGACAGCUCGAUGGCAUGACGUCCGGCUAACCACCUGGCGCCAACAUCCCGUGGCAGUGAAGACGAUAAUGAGAACGUGAGAUAAAGGAGUCAUGUAAGUAGCAAUAAUAGUAGAUUACACCGCGCCAUGUCCCCACCUAGUGUGUAUGUGCACCGAACCCCAAGCAUCUCAAGCUCAGACAUGUGGGGGCCUAUCAGCCCCAGAUUUUGAGUACGGCCAGGACAAUGCCAACGCUGAGCCCCAUGAUGAGGAGCAUCGCGCCCGCAAAGAACGCCAUCAAAUCCCAUGGCGGGCCUUGCUGCUGCUGCUGCUGUUGAGUCUGCCCUUGUCCCUGUCCCUGUCCCGCAGUUGUUGCCAGCGCAUCCCGCUCGCGCUUCUUCUCGUCAUCCCAUGCGGCGCUGAGUGCCACAAUACGUGCGCGUGCAUCGCUCGUGUCGAGUGCGCUCUCGGAGGGUGUACCGAUGUGGACAAAUGAAGGAAAGUGGUGCUCAGCCCACUGCUCAAUCUUGGCACAGGCAACGGAGAGCCGGGUGAAGUUGGGAUCCGCGGGCGAGGCCUUGGCAUGAAUCUGGCGAACAUAAUCGCGGAAGAGAUAUGCGACAUCGCGCGGAUUGGUGGAUGCCAUGAUGAGUUUGGCGGCUUCGGCCUUACGGAUUUUGAUGUGCCUCUGGAACAUCUCAGGGUUCAUGAAGCACAAAUUGAGAGUGGCCAUCGCCAUCGCCGCUGGAAUCGCGCAAAAGUUGAACACUGUCUGGUUCCGCAACAACCUCAGAUAAUCCAGCGAGUCCGUCGCGUGCCUCAGCGCGUCAAGCACCAUCCCACUCUGCACCCACUGGGCUUGCUCCUCAUUCCCCACCCUCAACAGCUCCGUCACAUCCUCACACGGCCCGCUCGCACGCGUGGCGUACUCCUUCCUGCCCCAUAUCUCUCUUGGCCAAAAGAACCGACGUUCGUCCGCGUCCUCGCGGAAGUCACGAAUGAUGUUCGUCUUCUGGAGGAGGAGGCCCAUCGAGUUAGAGAGACCUAGCUGAGACGCGAGCCAGGGGGCCUCUUUUCCCGAGGCGCCCCAGAUACGGGAGAGGCCCUCGCCGACGAGGCCGGCAACGUAAUGGCAGUAGAGGUCGUAGUCGGCGACGGUGGAGAGGUAAAUGGAGCCAGUGGUGGCGGCACGGUGGGCAUAGUCGGCCAUGCCGAUUUCCAUUUUAUGGCAGAUGUCGACGAUGACGGCGCGGUAUCCUGGGUCGAGCAGGUUAACCUCUUCGACGACCGUGUCGUACUCUUGAAGAACAAUGCGGUCUUUUUCGGCGGGUCCGCUACCGUUGAAUUUCCAGCCGGGAGUGACUGUUUUUUCAUGGAAGGAGCGGAGAAUGGGUUGUUUGAUGUCGUCUGGAAUGGUCAUGUCGUCCUCAAUGGUGUCGAGCCCGCGCAAUACGACGUAGAAUAAACAUAUCGUGCGCGCGAGGUCCCCGUCGAGUUCCUUGAUGACAGCGGAGAAGCUGCGACUUGUGAGGUCGAGUAGGUCCCAGCAGCGCCGCAUUGUUGCGCGGUCCCAGCCUGAGGUAGGGUGCUCGCGCGUGGCCGUGAUGUCGCGUUUAGAUUCGUGAUAGAGCCAGUAUUGGCAUAGCGUGCGGAACUCGCCCGGGUGUGUGAGGGCGAGGGUAAGCAUGGACAGGGCGGUCAUGAUGGCGAAGGCGAGGACGAGGACGAGGACGAGGUGG